AUGGAGAUAAAAAACCUGAACCCAGCUGUUGCAAUGGAUAGGUUGAAUACAACAUUGAAACCUGGACCUUUCGUAAACAGUCUAUGCAAAAAACCCCCGUUGGAUAUGAAUGACUUGAGGAGAAGAGCUGAAAAAUAUAUGCAAAUGGAGGAAUUAACUGAGUCAAGAAACCAAGCUAGAGCUGAGACCAUGCCUUACAGAAGAGAAAACGAAAAGGAAAGUUACCAAAAGAACAAAAGAGAAGACACUGGAAGAGGUUAUCAAGUGAAAAGACCUCGCUACACCGAGUACACCCCAUUGAAUACAACCAGAACCAGGAUAUUAGAACAAGCCUUGGCAUCAGAAAUUUUGAGCAUUCCCAAAAGAGCCCAUACACCCCCAAGAGCCGACUUAUCAAAAUCAUGUUCGUAUCAUCAAAACCAUGGUCAUUCAACAGAGGAAUGUGCUGCUUUGAAGGAUAAAGUGGAAGAGUUAAUAAAACAGGGACAACUGAAAAAGUACGUCGAAAAUCAAGGAGGAUUCGCAGGGGGAGGAGCAACCUCUUCUGCUCGAAAAAGAUACUUGAGAGCAGUAAAAACAGUAAAUUUUGUAGAAAAAAGGAAAAAGAAGAUGCCCACUAUAACCUUCACCGAUAAAGAUUUCGAAGGAGUAGACCCUGAUCAAGACGAUCCCAUGGUUAUCAGUGUGGAAAUUAACAAUUGCAUCGUUAAAAAGACCUUGAUAGAUCAAGGAAGUUCAGCUGAUAUAUUAUAUUGGAAAACAUUUAAACAAUUAGGAAUUCCAGAGGAAGAACUGAAACAUUAUGACGAACCACUGGUCGGGUUCUCAGGAGAAAGAGUAACAACAAAAGGGUGCAUUGAACUUUAUACUCGCUUCGGUUACGAUCAAGAGGUCUCAAAAAUCAUAAGGAUAAGAUAUAUUGUGGUAAAUGCAAAUACUUCAUAUAAUAUACUGUUAGGGAGACCAUCAAUCAACACAUUAGGAGCCAUCGUCUCAACACCACAUCUAGCCAUGAAGUUUCCGGGAGAAUCACAAAAGAUAAUUACGAUUCAUGCUGAUCAGAAGGUUGCGAGAGAAUGUUAUAUGGAAAGUUUGAAAGUACGGCCGAUGAUAGAAAAAGAAGACAAAAAUAUACAUAUGGUAUCACCAGAAGCUGGGGAAAUGUUAGAUACUACCGAAUUGGACCCACGGUUAGGGAACGAAGACCUCAAAGUGGAACCAAAUGAAGAAACUUUAUCGUUCUGGUUGGGAGAGAAAGAAGGACAAAAUACAUACAUCGGGUCGAAACUCGGGAAGGAAGAGAAAGAAAUAAUACAAGAAGCAGUGAGAAAGAAUAAGGAAUUAUUUGCAUGGGCAGCCGAAGAUAUGCCUGGCAUUGAUCCCACAUUCCAUUGUCAUCGGUUAGCAAUAUGCAAGGAAGCAAAACCAGUAGCUCAACGCAAAAGGAAAAUAGGAGAAGAAAGAAGAAGAGCAGUAGAAACAGAAGUACAGAAGUUGGCGAGUGCACGGUUCAUACGAGAAGUGCAAUACACAACCUGGUUAGCAAAUGUAGUAAUGGUGAAGAAAGCCAACGAAAAAUGGAGAAUGUGUGUGGAUUACACUGAUUUAAAUAAAGCAUGUCCUAAAGAUGCCUAUCCUCUCCCAAAUAUCGACCGACUUGUUGACGGCGCCGCAGGCCAUCAAAUUUUCAGUUUUUUAGACGCGUACUCAGGAUAUAACCAAAUUAGAAUGUACCCAGGAGAUGAGUCUAAAAAUGCAUUCAUAACAGAAUCUGCAAACUACUGCUACAAAGUAAUGCCCUUCGGAUUAAAGAAUGCGGGCGCAACUUACCAAAGAAUGAUGGAUAAAAUAUUCCACAAACAAAUUGGUAGAAAUGUUGAAGUCUAUGUAGAUGACAUGGUGGUGAAAUCAAACAGUGCAAAGGAACACAUCAAAGACUUAAAAGAAGUAUUCAAUGAAAUUAGAAAAUACAGGAUGAGGCUCAAUCCUGAGAAAUGCGUUUUUGGUGUGCAAGGAGGAAAAUUCCUGGGAUUUAUGUUGUCGGUUAGAGGAAUACAAGCAAACCCGGAUAAGUGCCAAAUGAUACCAGAUAUGAGAAACCCAAAAAGUAUAAAGGAGGUACAACAGUUGAUUGGGAGACUCACGUCGUUGUCUCGGUUUAUUCCCAGGUUGUUGGAAAGAACCAAACCAAUAUUGAAAUUGCUCAAGAAGAUUAAAGAAUUUCAGUGGACCGAAGAGUGUGAAGAAACAUUUCAAGCCCUGAAAGAAACCUUAGCAUCCCCUCCAAUACUAACAAAGCCAGAUACGAGCAAGGAACUCAUUGUGUACUUGUCGGUCUCGGAGGAGGCUGUAAGCACAGUUCUAGUUCAAGAAGAAGAAGGUAAACAACAACCAAUAUACUUUGUAAGCCGAACCUUACCCGACGCAGAAACCCGUUAUCAAUUAAUUGAAAAGGCAGCAUUAAGCUUGGUUUAUGCAGGAAGGAGAUUACGUCAAUAUUUUCAGAGUCACAGUAUUGUUGUUAGGACAGAUUGCCCCAUUGCAAAAAUCUUAAAAAAACCGGAGUUAGCAGGAAGAAUGAUGGCAUGGGCAAUGGAAUUAUCAGAAUUCAAUAUUCGCUAUGAACAACGAGGUCCAAUUAAGGCACAGGUAUUAGCUGAUUUUGUGAAUGAAUUGAAUCCAAAAGAAACCAUUGAAGAAGGAUGGUGGAGCCUUCACACAGAUGGAUCUUCGAACAGUCAAGGAAGUGGGGCUGGUAUCAUAUUAGAAGGUCCGAACAAAUGCUCAAUCGAACAAUCUCUUCGGUUCAAUUUCAAAGCAUCUAAUAAUCAAGCGGAAUAUGAAGCUUUAAUAGCCGGUCUUCGGUUAGCCAAAGAAAUGAAUGUGCAGAAAAUAAAAUGUCACACUGACUCAAAAAUAGUCGUGGAACAAAUAAAGGGAACAUUCCAGAUAAAAGAACCACAUCUGUUAAACUACUUUCAUCUUUUUCAGAGAAUAAAAGAUGACUUUGAAGAAGUACAAGUCCAGCAUAUACCACGAAAUGAUAACGAGCGAGCAGACAGAUUAGCCAGAUUAGCUAGUAGCCGAAAACCUGGGCAUUUGAACACUUUGCUCCAACAUGAAUUACAAACUCCAAGUAUAGAAUCAAAAGAGUGUUGUCAGAUAGAGACUGCAGAGAAAGGAUGGAUGGAGGAUAUUUUGAACUACAUGAACAAAGGAGAACUACCACAAGACCCACUUCAAGCUAAAAAAGUAAAAACAAAUGUGGCCCGUUAUGUGCUCAUUGCGGGAGAAUUGUAA
Molecule: messenger RNA, 3300 nt
Organism: Cajanus cajan (pigeon pea)
Lineage: Eukaryota; Viridiplantae; Streptophyta; Magnoliopsida; Fabales; Fabaceae
Source: RefSeq, a predicted model, not a curated record